AUGCAAGGCCGCUUAAGGGAUUCCACGUUAAUAAAUUUUGUCGAUGACCUGAACGUGAUGGACUUUCCUCGGAGGUGCACUGUGGAACCAAAACAGCAGGUAGCUAAUGACCCAUCCAGUCCGAACAACCAGAUGCGGCUGAACGACUCGACGUGGAGCCGGGACCUGGAGAACAGCGUGCGCACAGGGCACCUAGUGAUGGACGCGCCAACGUACUACAGUCGAGAGGGGUGUGGGCAUCCCAACAAGCCCAAGCGGAGGAGGAUCAUCACCGUGGUCCAGCGGCAGGCCGCCAACGUGCGGGAAAGGAAGCGGAUGUUCAGCCUGAAUGAGGCGUUUGAUGAACUGAGGAGAAAAGUCCCCACGUUCGCCUACGAGAAGAGACUGUCCCGUAUCGACACACUCCGUCUGGCCAUCGUCUACAUAUCCUUCAUGACGGACCUGCUGGAGCAAAAAGGUCAAAACAGUCCAAUAUGA
This is a messenger RNA of Scatophagus argus, 477 nucleotides long. RefSeq names its product fer3-like protein (gene ferd3l). The transcript has a single exon. Lineage: Eukaryota; Metazoa; Chordata; Actinopteri; Scatophagidae. Gene Ontology annotation, molecular function: DNA-binding transcription factor activity, RNA polymerase II-specific; RNA polymerase II transcription regulatory region sequence-specific DNA binding; protein dimerization activity. The record is from RefSeq and is a predicted model, not a curated record. Gene Ontology annotation, biological process: regulation of transcription by RNA polymerase II; developmental process. Bases 1 to 477 code for a protein of 158 amino acids.